AUGUCGCUUCUGCCGCAAUCAGCUUCAGGAUUCACAGAUCCUGAAUAUUGGAAAAAAUUUUUCGCCAGUAGGAAAACGCCGUUUGAAUGGUGAUUUGAUUUUUUUUUCGUGGCGAGAUUUUUCGAUAAAACGUGAAAUAUAGAGAAAAAUCAUAGUUUUCUUCCUGAAUCACCCAGAAAUUAUUUGUUUUCUUUCAAAUAUAAUUAAUUUUUAGGUAUGGAGAUUUCAACACUCUUCAAGACGCGAUUGAAAAAUAUAUGAAAGUGUCGGAAACGAUUUUGCAAAUCGGAUGUGGUAGUUCAGAAUUGGCAACACAACUCUAUGAUAAUGGAUAUCGAAAUGUUCAUAGUAUUGAUGUUGAUCAGAAUGUGAUUACGAAACAAUUGCAGAAAAAUAAAUCGAGAAGUACUUUGACGUUUGAAAAGGCUGAUGCGACUAAUGUGAGCAAUUUUGAAAAUUUGAAUGUUUUUUGGGUGUGAAUAGGAAAAAAUCAAAUAUUCAAGUAAUAUGAAGAGGAUCGCAUAGAUUCAUAAAAAUCCCUUACCCUCUCAAAAUUCAUUUUUUUCCAAACGUGACCUCUCUCAAAAUAUUGAUAUUUUUGCAGCUUCCAUUGAAAGAUGAAUCAUUUCCUGUUGUUAUUGAUAAAGGAACCUACGAUGCACUUUUACCACCAAAUUCAACUGCAGAAAAUCAAGAAACUGUUCGAAAAAUGUUCAACGAAGUGAAUAGAGUUUUGACAUGUGGUGGACGGUAUAUUAUUGUGACAUUGGCUCAAGAUCAUCUUAUUGAUUUUUGGUUGAAGUAUUUUGUUCCAACGUGAGUUUUCAUUGAUUAUUUCGGUCAAAAAUAUUAUUCUUUUUCAGAAAUCAAUACAUUUUGCGAGUGAUAAAAAUCGAAAAUCGAUCUUGCGGUUUUCAAAUGCCAGUUUUUGUUCUAGUCGCCAAUAAAAUGAAUGCAAAAAUGCCUCGCGCUUUACCAAUUCAGCUUCAAAGAAGUGGAUCCAAAAAGUGUGCAAAUGUGACAGAACAAGAAUUGAAAGAAGGCAUUUUGGCGGAACAAGAAAUGUCGCAAUUUAUCAGCUUAUGUUCGAGUCAUCUUGAAGAAGAGGUGUCGAUUCAAUUCAAUGGUGCCGAUCCAGAUCUUGGUCCCAAAUAUCGGAUUUAUGUUAUUGAUAAUUUCAAAACAGCUGUUUGCUCAACUUAUGGUGGAUUUAUUGUGCCAAUUGGAAGAGAAUGUGAAUGGACAUUUGUGACAACAAAAGGACGAUAUUCUUUGAGAGAACAAUGUGAAUUAGAUCGAAUUGCCAUUAUUUUAUUGAAUCUCAAACAUGAAUAUGGAACGAUGUCUGAAAUUCAGGAUGAGAUUGGACAUUUCUUGACACAGCUUGAUCGUAGAGAUGAGGAUAAACGUACAAGGGUUGGUUUUUAGAGACUAUUUAGAAAGAGAAGGAGGAUAGGCAUCUGCGAGUCAAUUUUCACCCACAAUAGAUCCAUACUUUUUUUCCUCGAGCUAAUUUUUUGGUAAAAGCUUUGAAGAUUUAGAAAAACCUAAAAAAAUAUUCAAAGAUCUUUGAAAAUUUCUCAGAAAAAAAUCAAUUAACUUUCGUUUAAGAAAUUCUAGCACCAAAGUUUCAUAUAUGUUUUUUGUUUCCAGAUCGAUAUAUUGUCAGUGGGCGAAGAAAAUUCAAAAGUGGUCAUUGCAACUGGAGAAUCAAUGUACAAUGGAAAAUGGUCAGUGGAAGAAGUUUUACUGCCUUGUGGAAAUUUGAGCAGACGAUUGGUGUUUUUGAACGUCUUGAAUCUUAUUCAAUCGGAAGUUUAUAUGAAACGUGAGUGUUUUUCAUGAAGAAGUAUAGAAACGCGUUUAUGCAAUUUUAGCGCAAAUAAUUUUAAUUAUAUUCCAGCCAUGCCAAAUAAUGAAGAAGAAAGAUAUGUGGAUUUGAAUAAUUUAGUUUGUGAUUUCCAUGUAAUGAUGCUUGCUGGUUUGGCAUUACAUCCACGUGAACCGCUUUGUGUACCUGAUAUCCAAAUGAGAAUGGCGGUUCUUGGAUUAGGAGGAGGACUUUUGACUGCGUACUUAUCCAAAAAUUUCCCGAAAUCUCUAACUACCGGAAUUGAAUUGGAUCCGGCUGUUGUCUCACUUGCCAUUGAUCAUUUUGCAUUCCCGCAUACAGCGAAUAACAUUGAUGUGAAAACAAUGAAUGCGUUGACUUUUGUGAAAGAUAUUGCGGAAAGAGAUUUGGAAGAGGAGAAAUAUGAUGCGAUUUUUGUUGAUGUUGCUGAUAAUCAAGAUCGAGCUAUGCAUUGUCCUCCACCCGCAUUUUUGACAGAACAAGCAUUGACUAAUAUGAGGAAUAGUUUGAAAAAAGAUGGUGAGGAUUUUUUAAGGGGGUGUGAGAUCGAUUUUGAAAUUGGAAUUCCAAAUAUUUCAUUUAAAAUGAAUACGAAUCAAACUAGAUUUUUUGUAUAUAGUCAGCAAAAUCAGUUUCUCAUUUUUUCUUCAAUUUUCAUGAAUGAAAACUUCAAUUCAAUCACAGAAAAGCUAUUUCAAGCUGUGUUUUUUUCUGAAAAUUUUACUUGAAAAAAUACAUUUUUUGAUCAAACUAGAAGGGCUUCGCUGGCUAACGCCAUCUACAGUAGUUUGACUUACUUUUUCUGAUUAAUUUUCCGGUUAGGGAAAGAGAAAAAUUGAGAAAUGCCCAAAAAUUGUUGACUUUUUCAGAGAAUAGAAAGAUCAGAUAAGAAACGUGUCAUUUAAUUUUUUUGGAAUAAAAACGUGAUCAUUCUUUUUUACAUGAAAAAAGUUUUGAUUUUUCACGUGAAAACUCGCGCACUUUUUGAAAAAUCGAAUAUUAGCGCCUCGAUGGGAAAGAAUUUGGGAUAGAAUGGUGAAGGUCCCAUCAAAAAUGGUCUUCUGGAAAUUGAGAAAAGUCGAGCGACACAUUUUAAAUCCGAAAAAUACAUUGAGAUUUUCAAACUUUUCAUUCUCCGCGCACUCACAGACAUUUUGAGAAAGAAUGAAUAGGAAGCGCACCGAGCUGCCAACAUUUAGAAACUUUUUCUUUUUUUGAUCAUCAAUUUUUAUGCGCACAGUUUUGAGAACGGGUCCCGGACAUACUAUUGCCAAAAAAAUUUUCCCAAUUAGUAUAUAAAAAAUAGUAGAAUAGUAGAUAGUAGAUAGUAGAUAUAGUAGAUAGAUAGUAGAUAGUAGAUAUUUUUCAAAAAGGAUUUUUUGAACUCGUGAUAAAAAAUAACGUGAAGUGUAAGUUGAAGUUUUAAUAUUCAUUCCAAAAAAUAUCCUGCAAUCACAUUUCACUCCCAUUUUCUCAGGUAUGGUUCUUAUCAACUUGGUUACUCGAGACAAUGAUAUUUCAUACCAAGUCAAACAAAAUGUCGCCCAAUAUUUCAAAUAUGUUUCUGUAAUUGGUGCUGAAGUUGAUGUAAAUGAAGUGCUAAUUUGCCAAAACACAUUGCCUGCUCGAAAAAGAACACCGGUUGAUUUGAGUAAUCGAAUUAGACGUGAUAUCACCGGAAAAAAGCAAUUGAAAAGCGCCAUUCUUCGACUCAAUCCAAAUAAUGUUACUAGUUUGAGAGGAUAA
Caenorhabditis angaria is the source of this 3598-nucleotide messenger RNA. Lineage: Eukaryota; Metazoa; Nematoda; Chromadorea; Rhabditida; Rhabditidae. The record is from the annotation of a GenBank genome assembly.